This is a messenger RNA of Xyrauchen texanus (razorback sucker), 2137 nucleotides long. RefSeq lists its product as uncharacterized. The transcript is spliced from 2 exons. The record is from RefSeq and is a predicted model, not a curated record. The coding region runs from base 145 to 1548 and encodes 467 amino acids. NCBI's taxonomy places the organism in Eukaryota, Metazoa, Chordata, Actinopteri, Cypriniformes, Catostomidae.
GGAGAGUCAGAUAUAAUAUACAGUCUUAAAGUUUGUAGUAAAACAAUCAUAAGUGUGUAAUUUUAAUGAUGUUAUCUCAUCUGUCAGCAUGAUGUCGGUGAAUCACGUUCAGUCUCUUUGUACGUUAUAUCAUUGUUUUGGCCGAUGUUCUUGUCAGUAUGGAGUGUGUGCGGAAGCGUGAGCAACAGGCUGCAGUUCACUGAAUGGCCACAGGUGUCAAUAUGGAGUGUGCGCACGAGCAACAGGCUGCAGUUCACUGAACGGCCACAGGUGUCACUAUGGAGUGUGUGCACGAGCAACAGGCUGCAGUUCACUGAACGGCCACAGGUGUCACUAUGGAGUGUGUGCACGAGCAACAGGCUGCAGUUCACUGAACGGCCACAGGUGUCACUAUGGAGUGUGUGCACGAGCAACAGGCUGCAGUUCACUGAAUGGCCACAGGUGUCACUAUGGAGUGUGUGCGUGAGCAACAGGCUGCAGUUCACUGAACGGCCACAGGUGUCACUAUGGAGUGUGUGCGUGAGCAACAGGCUGCAGUUCACUGAACGGCCACAGGUGUCACUAUGGAGUGUGUGCGCGAGCAACAGGCUGCAGUUCACUGAACGGCCACAGGUGUCACUAUGGAGUGUGCGCGCGAGCACGAGCAACAGGCUGCAGUUCACUGAAUGGCCACAGGUGUCACUAUGGAGUGUGUGCACGAGCAACAGGCUGCAGUUCACUGAACGGCCACAGGUGUCACUAUGGAGUGUGUGCACGAGCAACAGGCUGCAGUUCACUGAACGGCCACAGGUGUCACUAUGGAGUGUGUGCACGAGCAACAGGCUGCAGUUCACUGAAUGGUCCCAGGUGUCACUAUGGAGUGUGUGCACGAGCAACAGGCUGCAGUUCACUGAACGGCCACAGGUGUCACUAUGGAGUGUGUGCACGAGCACGAGCAACAGGCUGCAGUUUACUAAACGGCCACAGGUGUCACUAUGGAGUGUGUGCACGAGCACGAGCAACAGGCUGCAGUUCACUGAACGGCCACAGGUGUCACUAUGGAGUGUGUGCACGAGCAACAGGCUGCAGUUCACUGAAAGGCCACAGGUGUCGCUAUGGAGUGUGUGCACGAGCAACAGGCUGCAGUUCACUGAACGGCCACAGGUGUCACUAUGGAGUGUGUGCACGAGCAACAGGCUGCAGUUCACUGAAAGGCCACAGGUGUCGCUAUGGAGUGUGUGCACGAGCAACAGGCUGCAGUUCACUGAAUGGCCACAGGUGUCACUAUGGAGUGUGUGCGGGAGCACGAGUAACAGGCUGCAGUUCACUGAAUGGCCACAGGUGUCACUAUGGAGUGUGUGCGCGAGCACGAGCAACAGGCUGCAGUUCACUGAACGGCCACAGGUGUCACUAUGGAGUGUGUGCACGAGCAACAGGCUGCAGUUCACUGAACGGCCACAGGUGUCACUAUGGAGUGUGUGCACGAGCAGGAGCAACAGGUUGCAGUUCACUGAAUGGCCACAGGUGUCACUAUGGAGUGUGCACGAGCAACAGGCUGCAGUUCACUGAAUGGCCACAGGUGUCAAUAUGGAGUGUGUGCGCGAGCACGAGCAAUAGGCUGCAGUUCACUGAACGGCCACAGGUGUCACUAUGGAGUGUGUGCGCGAGCACGAGCAACAGGCUGCAGUUCACUGAACGGCCACAGGUGUCACUAUGGAGUGUGCGCGAGCACGAGCAACAGGCUGCAGUUCACUGAAUGGCCACAGGUGUCACUAUGGAGUGUGUGUGUGCGCACAAGCAACAGGCUGCAGUUCACUGAAUGGCCACAGGUGUCACUAAUAACAAGCGUUUGUCAAUCUGACAUACUGCAUCUUUAAACAAAAGUGUUUUUGUCUCUCAUUAGUUUCUUUAAUUUGUAUAAUGUCCAUCAGUGUGUGUUCAUGCAUCACAGGAGAAAUUCAUUUCCAGCAUCUCAAAUUCUGUGUUGAGUUCAAUAGAAUUCUGUGCUGAGUUUAAUAGAAUUCUGUGUUGAGUUCAAUAGAAUUCUGUGCUGAGUUUAAUAGAAUUCUGUGCUGAGUUCAAUAGAAUUCUGUGCUGAGUUCAAUAGAAUUCAGUGUUGAGUUCAAUAGAAUUCAGUGUUGAGUUCAAUAGAAUUCUG